GUCAGUAGUAAAUAUAAAUAAAAAGUAAUUUUUUUCAAUUUUUGGCAUUAUUUCUUUUUAAAAUAAAUAAAUUUCAAUAUAAAAAUAAAUUUUCGGUUUCAAAAAGUUAUAGUUGUUCUUAAAUUUUGUAAAAAACAAAAACAAAAGUUUAUAAAUUGUGCAAAAAAAAAAAUUUAAUUUAUGAAGUUAUAGAUUAACGAUAUUAUAUGGGAAAAUCAUGGUUAAAAAAUUAAGUCAAAUAUAAAAUAUCGUAGUUGCUAAACGAUCAAGGUUUUGUCAAUUCAAUUUCCAUUUGUGACUUAUCAAUUCUUAUUGUUAAGGCAGUAAACAUCGAAAAGAAAUUUAAUCAUACAUGAAUGAAAGACAUUUAAAAUGUCUCUCAGUUUUCAACGAAAUUUACCCUAUUUAAAACAGCAAACAUCUGCAUUACUUAGUAAUACAUCACCAGUGAUAACUUCUAUAUGUCUAGUCACUGUAUUUGGUUAUUUUUUAUCGUUUUUCGAUAGUGCGAUAACAGUUCUUAGCGUAACACCGGGCUAUAUACUCCCCCCAUCGUUUUGGAUAUGGACGGCAUUUACCUUUUGUUUUAUAGAGCUGCACCUUUUUGAAGUAUUAGUUGAUAUUAUAACUGUAGGUUUAUGUGGUAAAUUAUUAGAACCACUAUGGGGUCAAUUGGAAAUGUUUAAAUUUUUUGCUAUAACAAAUUUAGGAGUUGCAAUAUGCACAUCAUUUUAUUAUUUGUUUGUUUACAUGUGUACAAAAAAUUCAGAAUUAUUAUUUAAUGUUCAUAUACAUGGUUUAGCAGGAUAUGUUGCUGGAGUGUCGGUUGCAGUUCGUCAAAUGAUGCCAGAUCAUUUGAUUGCUAAAACUCGUUUGGGGAAAUUUACAAAUAGAAAUGUACCAUUAAGUGUACUUUUGGUAUCAUUAAUAUUUUGGGCAGUUGGACUUUUAGAAGGUACAUAUCCAGCAAUGUUUUGCUCAGGGUUAAUAGUAUCAUGGAUAUAUUUAAGAUUUUAUCAAUAUCAUCCAAAUGGACGUGGUGAUUCUUCAGAAAGUUUCACAUUUGCAAGUUUCUUUCCAACUGUGAUGCAAUCGGUAAUAGGAAUGUUAGUUAAUCCUUUAUACCUAUGUUGCUUAAAAGUGGGUAUUGUAAGACCACCGGCACCUUCAAGAUCGAUUUCCGCAUCAACACUUUCAUCUAUUACAGUAUCCAUGCCGGGAGUGGAUCCUCAUGAUAUUGAGCGAAGAAGGCAAAUUGCACUUAAAGCUUUAAGUGAACGAUUGAAAGCUGCGGACUUGAAACAAAAUUCCCUGCCAAAAUCAUAUCCACCAGGAGGAAAACAUCAACACCAACAUCAACAUCAUCAUGCUGGCCAUAGCCACGGUAGUGGAGCUGGGCAUAGUCAUGGCCACCACCAUUCAGGGCAUGGUCAUAGUCAUGGUGGUCAUGGACAACACCAGCAUCAUAUGCUACAUUCAGGAGUCAGUGGGUUGAAUCCAAAUAUCCCAACAACAGUUGCGCCACAAUUUAAACCAAAUAUGACAUUAGCAAAUCAAUUUGCAAUACCACCGGCAAUACCAUUACCUUAUGAACCGCUUGGGAAAAAAUCAACAGUAACAAAUGAAAAAGCUUCUGAAACUAUAAUAGACUUAGACGAAAGCGUUACGUUUCCUUCAAAUCCAAAGUGAUUAAAUUAGGGUUUGGUUUCUAAAGGAAGCUCACUUUUAACUGAAUAGGAUAUUAAAAUUGUGCUUUUUACUUUUAAUUUACAAUUGUUUAAAAUAUUUCUCAAUAGUUUAAUAAUUUUUUUUUUUGUAUAAUUUUUGACAAAUUGAGACAAAUAUUGAAGAAAGUCAAAUAAAUGAAUUAAUCACGUAAGAUGAAAUGUUGAAUAUUCAUGUAGAAUAAAUUAAUUUAAAAAUCUUUUUAAAUAAAGUUCUAGAUGCUUUACGUCUAUAGCUAUUAGUAUUAAAAAAUAUGCGCCAAAAUUUUAUCAGAAAUUAAUUCAAGUCUUAUUUUGUAGACUUAAAUGAAUGGUGCAAAAUCUUAAAAUUUUGUAGAAUAUGUACAAAAGCUGUUGGUAUUUCAAAUUUACUAACUUAUAAUAUUUUCAAUAAAAAUGUAUGAUACAAAGUAUUUUCGUUAUUUUGAAUAGAUCGUACAUUUUAAUCAGAUUAAUUAAAAAUAUCGUCUUAUAAAAUAACAAAAUAUUUGCAACUUUAAUUUUUGCUAAAAAAUACAAAAUAUAAUAUGCAUACUUAAACAUACAAAUGAAUUAAAAAGAAUAAGAGAAAACUUUUGACAAGUUUAUUGGUAAAUCAUCUUUGUUCAUAACA
Condylostylus longicornis is the source of this 2337-nucleotide messenger RNA. RefSeq names its product transmembrane protein 115. Gene Ontology annotation, cellular component: membrane; Golgi apparatus. Gene Ontology annotation, biological process: retrograde vesicle-mediated transport, Golgi to endoplasmic reticulum. Lineage: Eukaryota; Metazoa; Arthropoda; Insecta; Diptera; Dolichopodidae. The coding region runs from base 373 to 1689 and encodes 438 amino acids. The transcript has 7 exons. The record is from RefSeq and is a predicted model, not a curated record.